AUGAUUUUGCCUGUCAAAUAUGAUGAGUAUAGGGAAUUUGAUGUGAAUCGUUAAUUGCAUGAUCAAGCAAGGGAUUUCAGAAUGGUGUAAUAGGAGCUUCUUAAGUAGUAACUCUAGGACCAAUAGGUGGAAAUGGAAAGGAGAAAGAGAUCUCUAACAACACAAAAACAAAGAGAGGAACUAUUAUACUUGGAAAAUUUGAGGAAAGAAAAAGAAAUGCAUCAUCUCAUGGAAGGACAAAACAAAUAGUUUAUCAGGAAGGAUUUAUCAAAAUGGUAUGAAAAUUCACUUACUAAUUAAAGAAUCAACCAAGAAUAACUAGUAAUGUUAUCUAUAUUGAUAGAGAUAAGAAAGAUAAUAUAUUGAAUAACAGAUUGUUGACACUGCGAAGCAAGGAUAAACAAUGGCUGAGUUCUUUGAAAAAUAAAAGAAAGAUUAUUAUCGGAAAGUGCAGGAUCAACAAUACGGUCAGGCGCAGAUUAAAAAGCUUAAUGAAAUGAAUUAUAAAAAGUUUGAUUAGGCGGUUUACUAGGAAUAAGUUCAUCAAGAGAAUACAAAAAUAUAAAGGAAGUUAGACAAUUACAAAUAAGUACAUAAUUUUUUAUAUCUGUUUAAAGUACUAUCAAAAUGUCUAAAACAGACAACAAUAAUUGUAGGCAAUGUAUUUGGAAAACUACAGAGAUCCAAAACAAGGGUUAGAUGACAUCAUCUCUAAAAAUGUUAUGGAAAAAUAAUAACAAGACGAGAAGCUAUACAGAUAUUAGAAGGAAUUAGAAGACGUAUCUAAGGAGAAGUACAGUUCGAUACUUUCAAUUCAGUUGCAGGAGCAAUAACAGAAGAAAAGACAGAACAGAAAUGAGGUGAAAUUGAAUGGCUAUCAACAAGCUAAUUCCGUCUACUGGUAGAACACUGAGAGAUAAACGAAUGUAUGAGUAUUUGAUAAGCUAGAUCUCAACACCUGUUCGGAGUGCAGUUUCAGAGUAAAACCAAUUAUAUAAUCCACUUACUAAUCCGAAUCCGAAUCAAACCCAGAAUCCUUAUAUACUGAAAUAAUUGGGAAUGAAUCUGAACGAUUUGCCUACUCCAGCCUAUACUAAAUCGAAGUUAGCUUCAAUGGGAAAGUUUUGCAUCAAUUGA
This is a messenger RNA of Paramecium octaurelia, 1137 nucleotides long. Lineage: Eukaryota; Ciliophora; Oligohymenophorea; Peniculida; Parameciidae. The record is from the annotation of a GenBank genome assembly.